Messenger RNA from Camelus dromedarius (Arabian camel), 1838 nucleotides. RefSeq names its product solute carrier family 2 member 9 (gene SLC2A9). The record is from RefSeq and is a predicted model, not a curated record. NCBI's taxonomy places the organism in Eukaryota, Metazoa, Chordata, Mammalia, Artiodactyla, Camelidae. Gene Ontology annotation, molecular function: hexose transmembrane transporter activity. Gene Ontology annotation, biological process: monosaccharide transmembrane transport. Gene Ontology annotation, cellular component: plasma membrane.
UUUCUUUCACAAAUUCACAGGCUUCGGUCUGAUUGUAAGGGGAGCCGUCCCAUUUGUGAAGCAUCUUCUGCUCACUCUUUAGACUGGACCAGGCUGGGGGAGGUCCAGGAAACAGAGAAUCUGGUGUUUCCAAAACAUGCCCCACCGUAAGAGUGACCUGCUGAGAGAGAAUGUUCCAGGGAGCGGCCUGUACUUAAUAAGCAAUGUGGCAAGUGCGGGAAAUGCAGAAGCUGUCCAACACGACCAUCUGGCAAAUGGAGAAACUGAGGCCAGAGAGGCGCCCAGGAACAAAAAUAGGCCAGUCCAAAAUCUGAAAACUGACCAUGAAGCUCCGGGAAGAGGACCCAGCAGAUAACAAAGAAAGCGAUUUGGCAAAAAAGAAAUUGGAUUGGUCCUGCUCGCUCAUCGUGGCCUCUCUCGUGGGCGCCUUCGGCUCCUCCUUCCUCUGUGAGUACAACCUCUCCGUGGUCAACGCCCCAACUCCGUACAUCAAGGCCUUUUACAGUGAGUCGUGGGAAAGAAGGCACGGACAUCCGAUAGACCAGGACAGUCUGACUCUGCUCUGGUCUGUGACUGUGUCCAUAUUCGCCAUCAGUGGACUCAUGGGGACGCUAAUGGUGAAGUUGAUUGGAAGAGUUCUUGGGAGGUCAGUGGGGGCCGUCUGUUUGGCGAUCCCCUCUGUCAUGUUCAUGAUAUGUCUGUGCAUCGCCCUCAGUGCGCUCCCCACGCACCUGAGCGAGAUCUCGCCCAGGGAGAUCCGUGGCUCUCUGGGGCAGGCGACUGCCACCUUCAUCUGCAUUGGCGUGUUCCCUGGGCAGCUGCCGGGCCUCCCUGAGCUGCUGGGAAAGGAGAGCACCUGGCCAUACCUGUUUGGAGUGAUUGCCAUCCCUGCCUUGGUCCAGCUGGUGAGCCUGCCCUUUCUCCCCAAGAGCCCACACUACCUGCUCUUUGAGAAGCAUGACUGGGUGGGAGCUGAGAAAGCCUUCCAGACAGUCCUGGGCCAAAAGGACACCUCCCGCGGGGCGGAGGAGGUCCUGGCGGAGAGCCACAUGCAGAGGAGCAUCCGCCUGGCCGCGCUGGAGCUGCUCAGGAGUCCCUUCGUCCGCUGGCAGGUCAUCACCGUGGUCACCACCAUGGCCUGCUACCAGCUCUGCGGCCUCAAUGCGGUGAAUUGGUUCUACACCAACAGUAUCUUUGGAAAUGCUGGAAUCCCUCCAGAAAAGAUCCCCUACAUCACCUUGAGCACAGGUGGCAUCGAGAUUUUGGCUUCCAUCUUCUCUGGCUUGGCCAUCGAGCACGUGGGACGGAGACCCCUCCUCAUUGGUGGCUUUGGGCUGAUGACGCUCUUUGGGAUCCUCACCAUCACACUGACGCUGCAGGACCAAGCUCCCUAGAUCCCCUACCUGAGUAUCAUGUGCAUUCUGGCCAUCAUCGCCUCCUUCUGCAGCAGGCCAGGUGGCAUCCCCUUCAUCCUGACCGGUGAGCUCUUCCAGCGAUCACAGCGGCCGGCUGCCUUCACCGCGGCAGGAACCACCAGCUGGCUCUCCAGCUUCGCUCUGGGGCUCCUCUUCCCGUUCGUUCAGAAGAGUCUGCACACCUACUGUUUCGUGGUCUUUGCUGCAAUCUGCUUCAUAGGUGCUGUUUGUUUAUAUUUUGUCCUGCCUGAGACCAAAAACAGAACCCAUGCAGAAAUCAGCCAGGCAUUUGCCAAAAGGAACAAGACGUGCCAACCAGAGGAGAAAACGGAUUCAGCUAUAACUGAUGAUAAAAUGAACAGAAAGCCCGAACCAGACUCCUCCUCCACGCUGGAGAAUUGUGUCCAAAGCAGGCCUGUCUGA